AUGUCUACUCCUCACAUUCAUGCUCUUUUCAGCCCUGUUCAAGUCGGAAAUCUCCAGCUUAAGCAUCGUAUUGUGCUCGCCCCUUUGACGCGGUUUCGAGGAUAUGAUGACCACGUACCAGGGCCACAGGCUGCGACGUACUACGGCCAGCGGGCCAGCAUGCCAGGAACCUUGCUCGUCACAGAGGCAACGUUCAUUGAUGCGCGAGCGGGCGGAGCGCCGAAUGUUCCUGGAAUAUACACCGACGCGCAGAUCGAAGGGUGGAAGGAGAUAACCGACGCGGUGCAUGCCAAAGGCUCCUUCAUACACCUGCAGCUCUGGGCACUCGGCCGCACCGCCGACCCAAAGUUCAUCGUGUCCGAGGGCCACGAUCUGGUCGGGGCGUCGUCCAUACCGCUCAAGAAGCACGCAGAGAACGGACACCAGCCACCCCGUGCGUUGGCGGUCGCCGAGAUCAAGCAGUAUGUGCAGCUGUACGCAAAGGCCGCGCAGAACGCGAUGAAGGCGGGCUUUGACGGCGUCGAAAUUCACGGCGCAGGCGGAUAUCUCAUCGACCAGUUCCUACAGGAUGUCUCGAACAACCGUACAGACGAGUACGGCGGCAGCAUCGAGAACAGGACGCGCUUCGCGCUUGAAGUCGCCGAUGCGGUCGUUGCAGCUGUUGGCGCAGACAAGGUGGGCAUGCGAAUGAAUCCGUGGGCCGAGUUCCAAGACAUGAGGAUGGUCGACCCUAUCCCGACGUUCAGCUACUACGUUCACAAGCUCAAAGAGCGAAACUUGGCCUACAUCCACGUCGUCGAGGAGCGCGACCUAUCCUACAUCUUUGGUCCCGAACGUGUAGACGCUCCUGCCAAGAGCAACAACGACUCUUCAGAUGUCCUCCGCAAGAUAUGGGGUGACCGUCCCUACAUCGCCUCUGGUGGCUUCAACAGGGAGAAGGCUCUCAAGACAGCGGAGGAGAAAGGCGGGCUAGUCUCCUUCGGACGGCUCUUCAUUUCGAACCCGGACCUUCCUCGUCGCCUUCGGGAAGACCUCCCGUUAACGAAGUACGAUAGGUCCAAGUUCUAUCUGGUUGGUAACCACACCCCUGAUGGUUAUUCUGACUGGGGUUUUGCUGAUGCCUUGGAGAACGCCUGA
Molecule: messenger RNA, 1137 nt
Organism: Coniophora puteana RWD-64-598 SS2
Lineage: Eukaryota; Fungi; Basidiomycota; Agaricomycetes; Boletales; Coniophoraceae
Product: FMN-linked oxidoreductase
Exons: 4
Coding region: 1-1137 (378 amino acids)
Molecular function (GO): FMN binding; NADPH dehydrogenase activity
Source: RefSeq, a predicted model, not a curated record